AUGUCCAAAGAGGAGGCGACGUGUAAGUCUGGGUCCGGGAGCUAUAAGCAUAAGGAACGGAAGCCCAAAAAACCGCAUUACAUCCCACGACCGUGGGGCAAACCCUACAACUACAAAUGUUUUCAGUGUCCCUUCACCUGUAUGGAGAAAUCCCAUCUGUACAAUCACAUGAAGUACAGUCUGUGCAAAAACUCCCUGUCGCUGCUCAUCGAGUCCGACUGGCCGUAUAAGAAAGGCAACCUGCUCCACCCAGACCGUCAGCACCAUCUCCGCCUCCAGCAGGGGAGCGCCGGCUCCAGCAGCCCGACGGGAGAGCGCUCAGAGCAGGCCGCGGAGGAGCCCGUCCGGCCCGACCAAAACCCGGAGAUCCAGAUCAGCGAGGAGGGAGAGGACGGGGAGGGAGGGGCCGCUCAGAGCGACGCGGCGGAUGAUGAAGCCGCAGCCAAUGAGGUGCCGGGACCCGAGAGGGCGUGUCCGAGGGCGGCGAGGAGCCAGGCGAAGCAGGAGGCUGAUCUGGUGAUGGCCGACGCCUUCUCGCUGGAAGAGCAGCUGCUGCGAGCACGCUCAGUAGAGAUGGAGGCAAAGCUGCGUCGUUAUAAGCUGUCGAAGACCGCACUGCUCUCUGAACACUCGUUACCCUGUUACCCUCCGCCGGGUCCGCCCGACCCUCCCGAAACAAAUCCCCUUAAUCUGUCUUUGCUGGGCGUGGGCUACCCUCUCGCACCUGGCCUCUUCUCAUACCUGAACCCUGCUCUUAACCCCACACACACACCUGUCGGCUCUCUCCCCUUCCUCACCUCGGCCACCGCGGCUCAGCUCACGCACACGCACGCCGACCGAGCCGUCGUCCCCCCGCGGCUCUAUUACCCCUUCCUGUGUGAACACGCGUUUGGAACUUCUGCCGAAACCGCGGCCAAAGCCGUCAAACCUCCAUCUGUCAAUCAAGACUCGGCCGCAUCCCCAUACGCGCACACACUAAGCUUGUGGAGAGUUCCUCCGCUGAGACACAACUCCGGACAGGCCUCCCUCGCCACCUGGGUCUCCACCACUCACCCCUCCCCAGAGCCGGCGUACCGUGCCGAGGAGGCCAGCCAGACGGGCCCCCCAGGACGGGAAGCGGGUGUUAAGAGAUGGACAGAGACGUCUGAGGGCCCUGCAGGGAAGAGAGCAGCUCUUGGAUUCUCUCUUGACUUCCUUAAAAACAUCCACACAAUCGCACCCUCUGGGCGGCCCAUCAGUGACUCCUCUUCGCUGUCAAACUCCAGCACACAGAGGACAAGGGAGCAGACAGAGGAGAGAGAAAAGGAUGCAGCGGGUUUCCUCUUACAGGACCUGACCACAGCCAUACACGAGUACCAGAGCGCAGAGAGGCAGGCGGCCACACUGAGAGAGAAAGAACGGCUGUCCGACCAGCACCACCUCUGGGCUCACCUGGGAAAAAUCCGCUCCGAGCUCUCCCAAAUCCAGCAGGCGCUGCUGAAGACUACUCGCCACACGGAAGGACCCCUCGACCUGUCCUUCAAAAAGGACACCGCGGCGGCCGCGACAAAACCAGGGGACGGAACUGAGCAAGGCAUUGUGGGAGAGACCAAAGAGGCAAAAGAUUAUGUGAACUCAGAAAUGGAGGAGGAGGAGGAAGAAGAGGAAGAAGAAACAGGUGACGAGAGAGAGGUCGAGAAUGAAGGGAUAGACAUGAAAGAGAGACGGAAGCGUUCCCUGGACGCUUUGAUUAAGUUAAGCCACGCAAGUGUGCCCAUGGUGAAGUCUGAGGUGUUGUCCGCCCAGUGGCUUGGAAGAACCACAAAGUGUGAGGCCGAUUCUAGUGUUCUGUUGGGCCCGGACGCUCGCACUGUUGUGUUUAAUGCCAAAACUCCAAAUCGCCCCCCCUCCAUCCCCUUAGCAAGCCUGACAGAACACCUCCAACCCCCCAGCCCUCUCACCAGCACUGACGCUUAA
Chanos chanos (milkfish) is the source of this 1956-nucleotide messenger RNA. RefSeq names its product proline rich 35 (gene prr35). The record is from RefSeq and is a predicted model, not a curated record. The transcript has 3 exons. Bases 1 to 1956 code for a protein of 651 amino acids. NCBI's taxonomy places the organism in Eukaryota, Metazoa, Chordata, Actinopteri, Gonorynchiformes, Chanidae.